AUGGCGGCCGUUUCUACUAGGGCCUAUCUUCCUCUCGAAGAUGGCGUGGAUCCCCUCGAUUACAUGCCCUCCCACUCCCAUGUUUUCCUUCCCGUGUUCUCCCAGCGCACGGGGAAUGUCAUCCCUCAGAUAUUCGGUGGCUAUGAUGACACACUGAGCUAUCCGGAAGCAUCAAAGUACUACGUGCUCUUCACUACUGUGGUUAUGGAAGAUUGUGGGCGAUAUUGGGAUCAGAGCGAGGAUGAAGAAGUGCUGUUGAAUUUGUCCACCAAAGACAAAUUGCCCGAGACUUACCUCAACAAGUUUGCACAGUUCGCGUACAGUGAAGCGGGCCAGCCUUUACCUCACGAAUUUGUCACCUUUGUCAAAUCGUUCAACGCACUGGCCGGCUUCCGCCAAGCUCUGUGUCUUGAUCCCUUCCCAGAGGCCAUCAUCGACGCUUUCACCAAGCUGCACGAAUGCGGUAUUGUCCACCAAGGGUGUACCUGGCCAAGGCAUGUUGCAAAGCACCCUAUCGAUGGUGCUCCUCGCAUCCUCGACUUUGAGGCUGCAGAGUACGUUGGCCUCGAGAAGCGAGACAGUCGACGUGCGGACUUCAACAAGGAGAUGCUGGCUGUGUGGAGGAUGGUAGGCGAGGAUGUGAAGGGACAGGAUGGGACGGAGAGACUAUGA
Molecule: messenger RNA, 672 nt
Organism: Cryptococcus wingfieldii CBS 7118
Lineage: Eukaryota; Fungi; Basidiomycota; Tremellomycetes; Tremellales; Cryptococcaceae
Exons: 4
Coding region: 1-672 (223 amino acids)
Source: RefSeq, a predicted model, not a curated record